AUGGGUUUAGAAAAGGAAAAAUCAUGCAUAGCACAAAGUUUCUUACUGAAAAAUACCUUAGAAUAUCGAAAAUAUUAUAAUAAAGGGAAAAAGAGUGAUUCAUAUAUACUUUUUAUAGAUUUUUCGAAAGCAUAUGAUUCUGUGGAUAGAACUAAACUCAUGGAAAAGAUAAAAAGUAAGAGAGUCACAGAUGAUAGUUGAAAAUCAAUCUCUCCCAGAUGAUUAAAGGAGAAAAGACUACCUUAA
This is a messenger RNA of Blepharisma stoltei, 246 nucleotides long. Lineage: Eukaryota; Ciliophora; Heterotrichea; Heterotrichida; Blepharismidae. The record is from the annotation of a GenBank genome assembly.